GCUGCCGGAGCACAAUUUCUGUUCUCAUCCUGAAGCAAAGUUCUUAACCCGAGGUAAUAUUUCUGGGUUAGCAGAGUCUGUAACCUGAAGUGUAUGUAACCUGAAGUGUAUGUAACCUGAGGUACCACUGUAUCUGCGGGAAGAAAUCAUAGGGCCACAGUUGAGGUCCUAUGUUAAGGGUGAAUCAGCUAAACAUUGCCUGUUUAGUUCAUCAGAGGAUUCCCAUCUGGCAGUUAGAGAAAAAUGUGGAGGCACUAUUCUGCCCAACUGCUUAGUGAGAAACAAGCCUGCUACUCACUUUCAGAUUAUUUAGCCAACGAGUAAAGUCCCAGAUUUGUAUUUGGGGUGGGGGUAGGAAGUACAAACCACAGAGACUAUAAAUCCCCCCCAUCCUAUUCCUGGUUUGUGUCAUUAACAUAUACUGUUAAUUUUUAUUUCGGGGAUCUUAACAUGUGGCACACAAAUCUCCUGCCUAGAACUUAUAUGUUACCCCUCAUUCCACAGGAAUUUUCUUUCUUUCUGGUAGUGGUUUUUUCCAUGAUCUGCAGCCUGCGAACUGUAGGUCAGAAUGGCUCAUUAUGGGGCCACUUUGCGCCCCACCAUGUACAAUUCACAAAUCUAGACUCAGCAUUUAGUGACGUUUCUCCCUUCUUUCACAUCUCCUGAAUUCUCAUUGUUGCAGUUCCAAGGAUGUGGAUAUAAUACCCAAGUGUGUUGCGGGACAUUGCAAAGAUAGAGAAGAGGUUAAAUUUUUGCAGGAUUAUUUCGCCUUGGAAGAGUUCCAGCAACUCUGAGAGGGUUUGGGGAAUCCAACUCUUUUGUAAACUUCCUGGCCACUUUUUGACAUGAUGUGCAUUUAAUGCACUUCUGGUGGUAUUGCCUGACUUCUUACUGAGUUUUGGAAAUAACAGCACAGCUCAAAGUCCUGGGCUAUAAAUUCCCAAUUUUCUUUAACUUUCUGCGCCUCGAUUCAGGGCAGAUUACUUUCCAUGGAUUUUACCAUCCCAGCUGUGGUCUUCUUGACCCUCUCCUGCUCCCUUGUGCCUGCAGAAGCCCGAAACUAUAAUUCUAUCCUCACAGUGUCAAAUGGAGGACCGUGGGGUAUUUGGGGUGCAAUCCAGUUUUGCCCAGCAGGAUCUUAUGCUCAUGGCUUCUCACUGAAGGUAGAGCCAGUUCAAGGUCUUGGGGAUGAUACAGCCCUGAAUGGAGUCCGUCUCCACUGCACUGAUGGAUCAAUAAUUGAGUCUUCAGUUGGACCGUGGGGAUCCUGGAAAGAAAUUAAAUACUGUCCCCAAGGCAAUCUGGUCUCUUUCUCUCUGAGAGUGGAAGAACACCAAGGCAAAGGCGAUGAUACAGCAGCCAACAACGUCCAGUUCACCUGCCAAGACGGAACUGCGCUGACAGGCCAGGGACUUGCCUGGGGUAGAUUUGGCUCUUGGAGCAGUCGCUGCUAUUCUGGUUCUGUCUGUGGGAUCCAGACAAAGGUGCAGGGUUACCAAGGCGAGCGUGAUGACACAGCACUUAAUGAUGUGAAGCUCUUCUGCUGUCGCUGAACGCUAUGGUGUCUCCUUAUCAUACAAUGUUUCUCUGCUACUUUUCAGUUGUCAUGGAUGUUAACCACAAUUAAAUAUCAGCUUGAGAAUGGUGUGUGUCUAUUUUGAACCGAAUUACUU
Messenger RNA from Podarcis raffonei (Aeolian wall lizard), 1673 nucleotides. Its product is annotated as vitelline membrane outer layer protein 1-like. The transcript is spliced from 3 exons. Bases 990 to 1553 code for a protein of 187 amino acids. Lineage: Eukaryota; Metazoa; Chordata; Lepidosauria; Squamata; Lacertidae. The record is from RefSeq and is a predicted model, not a curated record.